CAUACACACAAUUAUGUGUUUAGCUGAACAUGGAGCUGCUUAUGUUCACUGUUUUGGCUGUUAUUCCAGUUAUAUCAGAUGGGUUGGUUGUGCAUGGUCCCUCUGGUCCUCUGGUUGCUCCUCUGGGAUCUUCAGUGGUUUUGCCCUGUUAUGUCAGUGAACUCUUACUAAUGGAAGGUUUGGAGGUGGAAUGGAGAAGAACAGACUCAGAGACUCUGGUUCAUCUGUUUCUGGGUGGAAAGAGUCGACCAGAGUCCCAACAGCAGGAUUAUCAUGAUAGAGCUCAUUUCUUUAUUGAUCAGAUUCAACAUGGAAACUUCUCCCUCCGUCUGGAUAAUCUGAGAGCUGAAGAUGAGGGAAAAUACACAUGUAGAAUUCACAGUCAGCAGGAUUUUGGUGAGACUGUGGUUCAAUUAAAUGUUGAGCAUUUGUUAGUAUCAGGUUCGAGUUGCUCCAUAUCUGCGUCUGUGGGUGAGGACGUCACUCUGAACUGCUCUGUAGACUUUCAGAUCACAUCUGAACCCAUUAAAGAGGUUUCAUGGAGGAAAACCAAUAAAGAUGAAUAUAUUCAGGUUCUGCUCUACCAAAACAAUGAGACUUUCUCAGAUUCAUCAGAUGAGCGAUACAGAGACAGAGUUGAGUUCUUCACUGCUGAAAUCCCCAAAGGAAACUUCUCUCUCAGACUGAGGAGUGUCAGAACUGAGGAUAAAGGAGUUUACAUGUGUCAAGUGUUUGCUGGAGGACUUUCAGCCAAUGCAACUGUAGUGUUGGAGAGACUGGGUUUCUCUGCUUUGCACAUAUUUGUGUUGGUAUUCUGUUUUGCUGCAUCUGCUGCUGUACUACAGCUGCUCUCCUGCCUGAUUUACUGCAGAUCAAGGAAUACAGUCACCAACAGCACAAUCAGGAAUUUAAAGUGGUCUCUUGUCUUUUGUCCAAAUAUCUGUAUGUUCUUUGCCUUCAUCUUCUGGGGACUUACUGAGGGAUUUCUGUAUGAAACCAUCACUUGCUGUGCUUUUUAUAUUUUAAGACCUGUUAUGUUGAAAUGGGCUUCGUCCAGAAUAAAGAUUCUUCAAGACAGUCAGGUGCGGUUUGCAAGUAUAAGAAGAGAAUUAGCUGUUUUCACAGUUAUUGUUUAUUCAGCUUUUUUCAUAUAUGCCUGGAUGAAUAUUGAACAUGCUGUGAAAUUCGCAUUUCGCAUAGUAGUUUUUGGAUUAUUGUUUGGAUUUGUUGUAGUUCUCUCUCUUGCUUUGUGUAGAGCAUUUAGCUGUAUGGACACAAAGUGGGUCUGUUUAUACUUUCUGUCUCUGGCACAAUUGUUCCUACUGAUUUGCUCGUUUGGACUGCCUAGUCCAGUCUUUCUAGCUGAGCCAGGGAUUCAGUCUGUACUACUUGUGUGUAUAUCAUGUAAAUUCCUUCACAAGAGAUGGAAAAUAUUACUAUGGAUAAUAACAUUGAUGCUCCUGGAUCUCGUUCUAGUGAUCUAUGUUCAUGUACGCUUUUUGGAAAGAGAUGAAAAUUACUUGGCAUGGGCUUUUGCCAUUAUAUUUCUCGAAGUUUUGAGGAUAACUGUGGCGUUUGAAGACAGUGAUCACGCGGAUCUCUGUAUUGAAAUCAUGUACAUGUUUGGAGCAUUUGGUCUUGUUUUGGUGAACUCUGUUGCACUGACAGUAGAACUGUUCCUGAGCGCACGAAAUGGCGAGCGUGUCAUAAAGGAUUUGAGAUACAUUGUCCUUUCAUCUGAGUGUGUUUUUGUUUUAUAUUUUGUGGUUUUACAAAUACAUGCUUGCUGUAAGUAUCUUUUCACAAUUAAAACAUUCAAAUUUGCCACUGAUGAAGAGCAGGUGGUGACUGGGAUGAAUGCUGGACAAAGAGGAGAAAUGAUCUUUCCCCCAAACUGA
Molecule: messenger RNA, 1898 nt
Organism: Labeo rohita (rohu)
Lineage: Eukaryota; Metazoa; Chordata; Actinopteri; Cypriniformes; Cyprinidae
Exons: 15
Coding region: 30-1898 (622 amino acids)
Biological process (GO): cell surface receptor signaling pathway; immune response; negative regulation of T cell proliferation
Cellular component (GO): external side of plasma membrane
Source: RefSeq, a predicted model, not a curated record